AUGCCCAUCCCUGCCUCCCGGCCCCGCCCCCCUCCUCCUUGCCUGCUGCUGACUCUACUGCUGGGACUCACAGGAGCAGCAGGUGAGGAGCUGCAGGUGCUUCAGCCUGAGAAGUCAGUGUCAGUUGCAGCUGGAGAGACGGCCACUCUGCGCUGCACCCUGACCACCCUCCUCCCUGUGGGGAACGUCAUGUGGUUCAGGGGGACAGGGUCAGGCCGGGAGUUAAUCUACAAUUACAAAGGAGGCCACUUCCCCCGAGUAACAAAUGUUGGAGACACCACAAAGAGAAACAACACGGACUAUUCCAUCCGCAUCAGGAACAUCACCCCAGCAGACACUGGUAUCUACUACUGUGUGAAGUUCCAGAAAGGGAGCCCUGAUGAUGUGGAGAUUAAGUCUGGACCAGGCACCCAGCUCACCGUGAGUGAGCUGUCUACUGUCCCUCUGGUAGUCCUCGUCCUAAGCACAAAGCUGCUGCUGGCCAUUGGUGUCUCUGCCAUCUACGUCCACAGGAAGUGGAGGGCCUGACUGUAAGUUGUGGGGCAGGGAGGGCAGGACAAGGUCUGUCCCAUAAAGGGCAACAUCAGUA
Molecule: messenger RNA, 589 nt
Organism: Ceratotherium simum simum (southern white rhinoceros)
Lineage: Eukaryota; Metazoa; Chordata; Mammalia; Perissodactyla; Rhinocerotidae
Source: RefSeq, a predicted model, not a curated record